Molecule: messenger RNA, 1607 nt
Organism: Sceloporus undulatus (fence lizard)
Lineage: Eukaryota; Metazoa; Chordata; Lepidosauria; Squamata; Phrynosomatidae
Gene: ALG11
Product: ALG11 alpha-1,2-mannosyltransferase
Exons: 4
Coding region: 42-1502 (486 amino acids)
Biological process (GO): protein N-linked glycosylation
Cellular component (GO): endoplasmic reticulum membrane
Molecular function (GO): GDP-Man:Man(3)GlcNAc(2)-PP-Dol alpha-1,2-mannosyltransferase activity
Source: RefSeq, a predicted model, not a curated record
GAGAGGGCUUCCGGUGCAGGAAGGAGGCACUGGGUUCCAAGAUGGCGGCGGCGGUGGAGGCGAUUCUCAGAUUGCUGUACUCAUUGGCGAUCCCUGCAUUGAUGCUAAUCGGGGUGUUAUGUCUGUGUCUGUUUGUGCUGUUGUGUGGCCUGCGGCGGUUUUUCCAACAAAGAAAAAAGCAGCUAAUUCCACCUGAGAAAGAUGGGAAGAGGCCAUUUGUGGUUGCGUUUUUUCACCCGUAUUGCAACGCAGGUGGUGGAGGGGAGCGAGUGUUAUGGUGUGCUCUAAGGGCACUGCAAAAAAGGUACAAAGAUGUUUCCUAUGUUAUCUAUACUGGUGACACUGCCACAGCUGACAGCAUCCUGGAAGGUGCUCACAGACGGUUCAACAUCAGAUUAAAUCAACCCGUGAAGUUUGUAUUCUUGAGAAGGCGCUACCUGGUGGAAGCUUCCCUUUACCCCCAUUUCACUCUGCUGGGUCAGAGUUUAGGAUCGUUGUUUCUUGGCUGGGAAGCUCUUACGAAGUGUGUUCCCGAUGUUUACAUAGACUCCAUGGGUUAUGCCUUUACAAUUCCUCUCUUCAAAUAUUUAGGAGGUUGCCGGAUAGGUUGCUAUGUCCACUAUCCCACAAUCAGCACUGACAUGCUUUCUGUGGUUAGGAAUCAGAAUGCUCGCUUUAACAAUGCAGCCAUCAUUACAACAAACCCUCUGCUAAGUAAGCUGAAACUUGCAUAUUACUACAUUUUUGCUUCCAUAUACGGGCUAGUGGGUUCUUGCAGUGAUGUUGUCAUGGUUAAUUCUUCAUGGACUCUCAAUCACAUCCUGUCCCUUUGGCGGUGCAGUGAUCGCACAAGCAUUGUGUAUCCACCUUGUGACGUUCAGACUUUCCUGGAUAUUCCGUUGCAUGAAGAAAAUAACACUUCGGAGCGAACUAUUGUUUCUGUAAGCCAGUUCAGGCCAGAGAAAGACCACAGUCUGCAAAUCAGAGCCUUUGCUAAAUUUUUGACAAAGAUUGCAGGCCAGCAACUACAUCCAAAGCUCAUUCUGAUUGGAGGCUGUCGUAACUAUGAAGAUGACCAGCGUGUAGUUGGACUUAAAAAGCUCUGUCAAGAGCUGGGCAUUGAAAAUAGAGUGGAAUUCAAAGUAAACAUUCCCUUUGAAGAGCUAAAGAAGCAUCUAGCAGAUGCCACCAUUGGACUUCACACUAUGUGGAAUGAACACUUUGGAAUUGGAAUUGUUGAAUGUAUGGCAGCUGGAACAAUUAUCCUUGCUCACAAUUCUGGAGGUCCCAAGCUGGAUAUUGUGGUGCCCUAUGAAGGAAAUGUUACUGGAUUUCUAGCAGAAAAUGAAGAUGAUUAUGCGGAUACCAUGGUUCAUAUCUUUUCAUUGUCCCCUGCAAAAAGGCUAGAGAUCAGACAAAAUGCUCGUCAGUCUGUGAAGAGAUUUGCUGACCAUGAAUUUGAAGACACAUUCCUAUUAUCUGUGGAGCAAUUAUUUAAAUAAAAUGUUUUUAUAUGUGAUAUCUGGACAGACUUGAGUCGCUAUGGUAAUAUACUUGUAUAUUUUUCUAAUUUAUUUAUGCUGUACAAUAAAGUAUCCAAAUCCUGA